This is a messenger RNA of Larimichthys crocea (large yellow croaker), 2402 nucleotides long. RefSeq names its product retinal outer segment membrane protein 1b (gene rom1b). The transcript is spliced from 6 exons. Gene Ontology annotation, cellular component: plasma membrane. NCBI's taxonomy places the organism in Eukaryota, Metazoa, Chordata, Actinopteri, Sciaenidae. Bases 502 to 1560 code for a protein of 352 amino acids. Gene Ontology annotation, biological process: visual perception. The record is from RefSeq and is a predicted model, not a curated record.
UUUGGCCAGUCUCUGUGUCCUCCAACCAUGGGUGCAGGGGUUUAGGGGGGCGCCGCACAUGCACAGACCCAUAGGGGUGCCAUCAAAAGACAGCAUCACAUUAAGAGGAAGAAAUCAUUAAUAUCAGCUUGAAGGGGGGGCUACAGUGGUGCGAUUGAUCAACUUGAGGGGAAAACCUGCCAUCUCUGGAAAAAGGAAUAUCAGUUUUCUUCCUUACUUCAUUAUUUGACAACUUUCUCACAUUUUCCACUGGUUUUGCUGCCCUGAUUUGGAUUAUAAGACUUCUUUUUGGGACAAGUUUUGCAUUCAAGUGAAAGCUUUUGGAUUAUCCUCUGAGGUCGACUGUCCUUUCACCAUCUAAGGGAUCUACCUGCUUAUCCCCUCCACCUGGAACAACUUUGAUGAGCUCAACCUGCUAAUAACUCACUAAAUAACACGAGCAAGGCCUUCACUGACCACUGUGUUUCUGCAACAUUGAAACCACCUCUGACCUCUUGAACCAUGGUGCUGUUGAAGAAGAAUUUCACCUUACAGCAGCGGGUGCGUUUGGCCCAGGGCCUGUGGCUGCUGUCCUGGGUUGCAGUGAUGUCUGGGACCUUCGUCUUUUGUCUGGGGGUUUACCUUAAGACAGAGCUGGUCCGCAGGGCCGAGGUAAUGGACAACACAGAGGUCCAUGUGGUACCCAACAUCCUGAUGAUGGUGGGCCUGGCCUCCAUCGGCACAAAUUGGGUUGCCACACGCGUGUGUCAGGACUCUUUGGAUGCAAGUCGCUUCCCCCGCUGGAAGGUUCUCCUGUUGGCUUGGUUUGCGGUAGCGGUACUGAUAUGUCUUCUGCUCAUCACCGUUGUGGUGCUCAGCUAUGCCCUGCAAGGAAGCCUGGAGGAGUCACUGAAGGUGGGUCUGAGGAAUGGUAUUCGAUUCUACAAGGACACAGAUGUACCUGGCCGCUGUUUUCAGAAAGAGACCAUCGACAGUCUGCAGAUGGAGUUUCAGUGUUGUGGAAAUAACAACUUCAAGGAUUGGUUUGAAGUUCAGUGGGUCAGCAACAGAUACCUGGACUUCACCUCCAAGGAAGUCAAGGAUCGUAUCCGGAGUAAUGUGGAUGGUCGUUACCUCUUGGACGCAGUUCCUUUCAGCUGCUGUAACCCGGCCUCCCCCCGUCCCUGUCUGCAGUACCACUUGACGGAUAACAGCGCCCACCACAGCUAUGAUUACCAAUCAGAGGAACUCAACCUGCACAAGCGCGGCUGCAGGCAGGCUCUGAUCGACUACUACAUGGAAUUGAUGAAUUCAACUGGUCCUGGUGUGCUGUCAGUCAUCUUAAUACAGAUAUCAGUGUUUCUGAGCCUGAGGUACCUGCAGACAGCUGUGGAAGCAGCCAUGGCUCUGGAGAACCCAGAGGAAGACACUGAGGGUUAUCUCCUGGAGAAGGGUGUGAAGGAAACCUUUGAGGAAAUCAAAACCAACAUCCUCACCCUGCUUAAGUUCGGGCAGGUUGACCAGGCUGCAGAAACAACUGAUAACACUGAGAAGGCUGCUUCCCCAACUCCUGCCAGCUAGAGGGGGAAAUUAUUGGAAUAUAAGCAAUGGAGGAAUGAAUGCAGGGGGUGGGGGGUGUGUCUUCAAAGUUUCUUGGUUGUGUGAGUUGAUUGGUGGCUGGGAGAACACCUGUUGAGUUUAGGCUUGAUUUACACUCCACCAAUGCAGCAGCCACAUGGCCAAAACAAGGCAACACAUAGGGGAUUUUAUCAGACCCUGCACAGACAACAAAACAAACAUCUCCUCAGUGCAUGGCGUCAUGAAUUUAUAACCAUCAGAGAACCUGUUCAGGAGAUGUAUACGUAGUACUUUUUGUUGUAAACAGUAAAAAUGUUUUGACAUUUGGCUCAAAUUUGGUAACAAUGCUCGAUGUUCAUCCCUUUUGCAUUUGUAUUAUUCAUCUCCCAACUGUAGAGUUUGUACUAAACUGCAAUGAAAUGCUUAGGAACUUGUUGAGAAUGGCAACGCACAUUAAUCAUAUAUUAAAAGUAGAAGUUUUUAACUGCUAAGAAGAGUCUGCCUUUUUUUGUACAUGCAACAUUUUAGAGGAGCAAAUUCAAAGUAUGGGUUACCUAAGUUCAGUAAGCAGGGUUGGAUUAAGUGUGUGUGUUUGUAUGUGUGUGUGUGUGUGAGAGAGUGUGAUGCCCUAUAUGAAGCUGUCAUCCUGUCUAUUCUGGCAGCUCUGAAACAAUCUGAUAAUCCUGGAAUAGUUAAUCCAUGGACUGCUGCACAAGCAAUAUCAGCCAUACUGACAGCACACAGGAACGCACUCAACAGCACACUGACACAACAUGUUGGAGGUUAUUUUAUAAAGCAAAACAGUUUUUAAAUGCUUUUUAUUUGCAAAGACUAUAUCAUGGUGA